AUGGAGAGCUUGCGGGGCGAAAAGGGCGGGCCUGUCUCUAUAGGACUGGCAUCACCGUCGCCAUCACCGUCACCGUCACCAUCACCGUCAUUAUCCCCCGCGACAGAGCCAACAGCACCAAGUCCACCCUCUGAGCAAUCUCGCUCGCCAGAGAAAACCACCAGCACCACUCCCCUAGUCGAAUCUCAAUCCACCGCCAACCCCCCACCAACCGUCGACCUCGCCCCCAAAACAAACAACGAACCCACCACACUUCAGACACCCCUCUCCACAACAACAAGCAUAGCCAUAAUCGGCGGCGGAAUCAUCGGCCUGAUAACGGCCCUGGGCCUCCUCCACCGCGGGCUGCACGUAACAGUCUACGAGCGCGCGAGCAAACUCACCGAGACGAGUGCGGGCUUCUCCUUCAAUGCCGUCGCGCGCGAGGCAAUGGAGUUCAUCUCCCCGCGCGUCCGCGAGGCACUGCGCAAAGUAGCGGCGCCGAAUGAGUAUCCGUUUAUCCGGUAUUUUGAUGGAUACACGCCCGUGACUGGGAGCGGAGAAGAAGGCGAGGGAGAAGGGGGCGUGGAAGAGCCGCUGUGGCAGAUUCCUGCGGACAGGCCGGAUUACCACGGGUGUUUGCGGGCGGCGUUUCUGGAGGCGCUUGGAAAGGAGAUUCCCGAGGGGGUUUUGCGGUUUGGGAUGGGGCUUGAGGGGUAUGAGGAGGUUGAGAGUGAGGAGGGGGGGAAGGUGAGGUUGAGGUUUGCGGGUGGGGAGGUGGUUGAUGUUGAUGCUGUCAUCGGCUGCGACGGAAUCAAGUCACGCACUCGCCAGAUCAUGAUCGGGGAAGAUGACCCCGCUGCGCUGCCGGGAUUCACACACAUGGUCGCCUACCGCGCCGUGAUCCCCCUCGAGGCCGUUGUGGCUGCCAUGGGCGAGGACAAGGGGUACAGCCACUGUCUGCACGUCGGGCCGGGAGCAUACACAGUCACAUAUCCGAUUGCAAACAACACGCUCAGCAACAUGAUCCUCUUCUGCAAAACAUCCACCCCCUGGCCCGACACGAACCGCCUCCUCGCCACCUGCCACCGCAGCACCGCGCAAGCCGCCGUCAGCGCGUGGAAGCCCGACGUCCGCGGCGUCGUCGACCUCCUCCCAGAGACGCCCACCAAAUGGGCCAUCUUCGACAUGUCCGCGCACCCGGCCAAGACAUACACAAAGGGGUGUGUCUGCAUCGCCGGCGAUGCCGCGCACGCCAGCACGCCCUUCCUCGCGUCUGGCGCAGCGAUGGGCGUCGAGGAUGCGGCGGUGCUCGCGGCGACGCUGGAGACUGCGCUCAAUAAACCUGAUACUGGGACACCCGGCGAGAAGACUGUCGCAAUCACGGCGGCGUUUCGGGCGUUUAGUGCGCUGCGCUUGGAGCGGUCGCAGAUGGUUGUGCGGUACUCGCGGGAAGUUGGGGAGAUGUGCAUGUGGCAGGAUGAGGAGGUUGGGCGGGAUCCGAAGCGGUGUUUUGAGGAGAUUUGGAGGAGGUAUUGCGAUGUGUGGGAGUUUGAUGUACCGGAGAUGGUGGAGGGGGCGAGGAAAGAGUGCCGGCGGUUGCUGGAGGGUGGUGCCUGUGCUAAGACGUCGGGGAGCGUCUAG
This is a messenger RNA of Aspergillus calidoustus, 1623 nucleotides long. Lineage: Eukaryota; Fungi; Ascomycota; Eurotiomycetes; Eurotiales; Aspergillaceae. The record is from the annotation of a GenBank genome assembly.